Pezoporus flaviventris is the source of this 4526-nucleotide messenger RNA. RefSeq names its product BCAS3 microtubule associated cell migration factor (gene BCAS3). Bases 137 to 2710 code for a protein of 857 amino acids. The transcript has 24 exons. The record is from RefSeq and is a predicted model, not a curated record. Gene Ontology annotation, cellular component: cytoplasm. NCBI's taxonomy places the organism in Eukaryota, Metazoa, Chordata, Aves, Psittaciformes, Psittacidae. Gene Ontology annotation, molecular function: protein binding. Gene Ontology annotation, biological process: autophagy; response to starvation.
CAGCAGCCCGCCUUCGGGGCUGUCUGAUUGGCUAUCCGCGCGCCGUGCGCUGGGUGUCAUUCCCCGUGGGGACCCCAAACACUGUCAGUGCGGCGCCGGGCGGAGGGCAGCGGCGGCAGGUACCUGUGAAGACACAAUGGCGACAGAGUCCCCGCGCCGCCCCAGCCGCUGCACCGGAGGAGUGGUGGUUCGUCCACAAGCUGUCACGGAACAGUCGUACAUGGAAAGUGUUGUUACGUUUCUUCAAGAUGUUGUGCCACAGGCCUACAGCGGAACCCCACCAGCAGAAGAAAAGGAGAAGAUAAUUUGGGUCAGAUUUGAAAAUGCAGAUUUAAAUGAUAUAUCAAGGAAUAUGGAGUUCCAUGAAAUACACAGCACCGGGACUGAACCACCGUUACUGCUGAUGAUUGGAUACAGUGACGGAAUGCAAGUCUGGAGCAUACCUAUCAGUGGUGAAGCUCAAGAGCUCUUUUCUGUCCGCCAUGGUCCAGUUCGAGCUGCACGGAUCUUACCAGCUCCUCAAAUCAGUGCUCAGAAAUGUGAUAAUUUCUCUGAGAAGCGGCCCCUGCUUGGUGUGUGCAAAAGCAUUGGAUCUUGUGGCACAAGCCCACCUUACUGCUGUGUGGACCUUUAUUCUUUGCGGACAGGAGAGAUGGUCAAGUCCAUACAGUUCAAAACUCCUAUUUACGAUCUGCAUUGCAAUAAAAGGAUACUUGUUGUAGUCCUGCAAGAGAAAAUCGCCGCCUUCGACAGCUGUACUUUCACCAAAAAAUUCUUCGUUACAAGCUGCUAUCCUUGCCCAGGGCCAAACAUGAACCCUAUUGCGCUUGGAAGCCGCUGGCUUGCUUAUGCAGAAAAUAAGCUGAUCCGAUGCCAUCAAUCCCGUGGUGGAGCCUGUGGAGACAACAUUCAGUCUUACACUGCCACAGUCAUUAGUGCUGCCAAAACGAUAAAGACUGGACUUACGAUGGUUGGGAAAGUAGUUACACAGCUGACAGGGACGCUGCCCUCAGGAGCAACUGAAGAAGAAAUUUUAGCUCAUAGCAACAUCCGUCGAAGUCCUCUGGUGCCUGGAAUCAUCACCAUCAUUGACACAGAGACAGUUGCAGAAGGGCAGGUACUUGUCAGUGAGGACUCUGAUAGUGAUGGUAUUGUGGCCCACUUCCCUGCUCACGAAAAGCCUAUUUGCUGCAUGGCUUUUAACCCUAGUGGGAUGUUGCUGGUCACUACUGACACAUUAGGCCAUGAUUUCCAUGUUUUUCAAAUACUGACACAUCCUUGGUCAUCAUCACAAAGUGCCGUCCAUCAUUUGUAUACACUUCACAGGGGAGAGACUGAAGCCAAAGUACAGGAUAUCUCCUUCAGCCAUGACUGCCGCUGGGUUGUGGUCAGCACACUUCGGGGCACUUCCCAUGUUUUUCCCAUCAAUCCUUAUGGUGGCCAGCCCUGUGUGCGAACACACAUGUCACCCCGGGUGGUAAAUCGCAUGAGCCGAUUCCAGAAGAGUGCAGGGUUGGAAGAGAUCGAGCAAGAGCUGACAUCUAAGCAAGGAGGACGUUGUAGCCCUGUUCCAGGCCUCUCAAGCAGCCCCUCUGGUUCACCGCUCCAUGGUAAAUUGAACAGCCAAGACACUUACAAUAACUUCACAAACAAUAAUCCUGGGAACCCUCGACUCCUGCCUCUUCCAAGUUUGACUGUGGUGUUGCCUCUUGCUCAAAUCAAACAGCCAAUGACAUUAGGGACCAUCACCAAACGCACAGGACCUUACCUGUUUGGAGCAGGAUGUUUUUCCAUAAAAGCUCCAUGCAAAUCCAAACCAGCUCCACAGAUUUCACCCAGUAAGUCUGUGGGAGGCGAGUUUUGCGUCGCUGCAGUCUUUGGAUCAUCAAGGUCAUGGUUUGCAAACAAUCCUGGUCUGAAAAGAGAAAAAGAUCAAUCAAAACAAUUUGUAGUGGAGUCGUUGUAUAUCAUCAGUUGUUAUGGCAGCCUGGUGGAGCAUGUUUUGGAACCACGUCCACUCAGCACUGCUCCGAAGAUCAGUGAUGAUACACCUUUGGAAAUGGUGACAUGCCCAAGAGCCAGCUGGACUUUGGUUAGAACUCCUCAGUGGAAUGAGCUCCAACCACCAUUUAAUGCAAACCAUCCACUGCUCCUGGCUGCAGAUGCUGUGCAGUACUACCAGUAUCUUCUUGCUGGCUUGGUUCCACCCGGGAGCCCUGGACCGAUCACUCGACACGAGUCGUACGACAGCUUAGCAUCUGACCACAGCGGGCAGGAGGAUGAGGAGUGGCUCUCACAGGUUGAAAUAGUGACUCACACUGGGCCUCAUCGACGCCUGUGGAUGGGUCCACAGUUCCAGUUCAAAACAAUCCAUCCCUCAGGCCAAACUACCGUCAUCUCAUCCAGUUCUUCAGUGCUGCAGUCGCAUGGUCCAAGCGAUACCCCGCAGCCUCUUCUGGACUUCGAUACAGAUGAUCUUGAUCUCAACAGUCUCAGGAUUCAGCCAGUUCGGUCAGAACCUGUUAGCAUGCCGGGGUCACCACGUCCAGUUUCUGAUCGCAGAGGAGGUUCAACAGUGAUUGAUGCUACCUCAGCUUUUGAUAGAAGCACAAAGCAAGGUGAGAGGAAAUGUGAAGUAUUUCAAGUACUAUUCCGUGAAGUAACUGGUAGGAAGCAUCUGAGACUGAUAACAUCCAUGGGAUGUGCUUGAAUAAUUUCAAAUCCAGACUCCAGGUCAAAUAAACUCUUUCAGGGCACACAAUCUACCUUCCAAAACCUAAAAAAGUGUGUUUGUUUUUCACUGUAACAAAUCUGGUGCUUAGAGGAAUAAGCAGGCAAAUGUUACUUGAGGCCAAUCCAAGGGAAAUGUGCAGCAGGGCUAAGAAUGCAAGCUUCCCGUGGCAGUAAUCUGCCGGCUUCUUGACAAAGAAAAUCCACCAUCUGUAACAACAGGGCUUCAUGUGAAUCUCUGAGCUCCAUCACUUUCUUUUGAAGCACUUUUCAGUACAAUUUUAGCUUUGUUGGUAACAAAUAAACAAAUUCCUAUUCCUGGGAACUAGGAUGGGUGGGUUGGAAUAGGGCCCUAAAUAUCUCGGUGACAGUAGAGGCACGAGAAUCUCUCAGAUGCAGAAACGGGAGGAAGUGCUGCGCAUUCAGCAAGAGGUAGCAAAAUAAUAAUGGGUAGCAAGAGCUUUCUUCAGAAAUUUUAGUAAUUAAAUGGUAAGCAUAUUGUCUGUUAAUUAAUAUCUCUGGUUCUUGGAGUAAAAUUCUGAAGCACAUAAGAUAGAUUAAGGGAGGUAAAUUUUAACUUAUGUACUGGCAGUUUAAACUGUAUUGUUGAUUCAAUCUCACUGAACUGCUCAACAAAGCACAACUGAUCCAUAUUACUGAACAGAGCUUGAACAGGAAAGACCAAAGAAGAAGAAAAGACUGAAAAGUAAACCGUAUGGUAGCAGACAUGCUAAAAGCUUCAUGUAAUGAGCAAAGAAGAAGAAUUCGUAAAAUGAAACAGUAAUUCCUUUCCAGAAGAUUAACCAAAUGGAAAUGUUCAACACACAGGACUGGUUAAUUAAUAGUCAGGUCCAUCAUUUCACUGUAGGAUUUUCCAUUUAAGAAAGAGUCUCUCCUCUUGAAGCAGAGAUUGGUAAAUGAUUCAAGUUUAAUUAUUUUUAAGUUUCAAUUAUUUUAUUUCAUUAUUUUAAAGUCACUUUCGGGUUUACAUAAUACUAAACUUAACCCUCUUCUCUUAGUGGUUUUCAGUUCCUUGCCUUUAGGAUGAAUUUCCUCUUCCUCCUGUUACAUUGAUUGGUGGAGUUCUUGUUAAAUAUGAUCAUAAUCUUAUAGAAACUCCUGUUUCUAUAAUUGUAGUGUCAGAAGAAUUAGUGCCUUGCCAUGUACAUAUGCAUAGUUGGCCUCAAUUUUUAUUAUUUGGUGUUAACUUACUUGACCUUUACAAAGUCCCCUAUAAAUAUGGCUUCACUCAAGAAUUAUUAUUUCUGUAUGAAAUUUAUACUACAAAUAUUUUUCCUUAGAAGUCACCUUUGGCUUUGAAGUGGCAAAACCAGUGAAAAUAGUAACUUAAAUGUAGCUUAAAGUCAUUUCCUUCCUUCCUUUUCCUAGGAACAUAGCUUUAAAUGCAUGUCUGCACCAGAGCAGGCUGACAAAGCGGGGUCUCUGUGGUGGCCACGCUAAUGGACCUCUGUGCUGGCUCACUGGUGGCUGCAGAACUUCUCAGAGCAGGGCUGAGGAGUGUGUUUAAAAGCAGAGUGAGUUUCACUUGCAAAGUUUACAUCUUUCGCUGGGUUGCUCACCCCCCAAAACACAAAAUAUCUCUUAAAGUAGAAGAGUUUGGUUUGGCUGCUGAUGAGAAGAGCCAUUUGAAAAAUGGUAACCACAUUGUGACUGUGUCCAAGGCAUGUAGAGUUUGGAUUCAGGAGUCAUUUUAACUUGAAUUUUGCUUUACAAAGAAAGCAGUAGAGCUAGACUAAAAGAAGGGAUUCAUAGUAGAAACACCCUCCCCAUGAGUA